Messenger RNA from Biomphalaria glabrata, 1535 nucleotides. Its product is annotated as queuine tRNA-ribosyltransferase accessory subunit 2-like. Lineage: Eukaryota; Metazoa; Mollusca; Gastropoda; Planorbidae. Gene Ontology annotation, molecular function: tRNA-guanosine(34) queuine transglycosylase activity. The record is from RefSeq and is a predicted model, not a curated record. The coding region runs from base 217 to 1479 and encodes 420 amino acids. The transcript has 12 exons.
AUCUAGAUCUACUGCUUAAAAUAAUACUUUACUUUAAUAGUUGACUUAAUCCUUUUCUUUAUGCUCAAGCCACUCAAGAUACACAUAUCAUGAUAUAGAGUAGACUAUGACCACAAUCACACCUCAUCUUAAGAUUUAAUUCUUGACUGCUAAUUCAUUAGGCCAUGAGCAUUUGGCUGUGACAUCAAGACAUAUGAAAUAUGAAUCAGAAAACGGAUGCUGGCAACAAGUUUUUUUGGUAGUAUAAAAAUGAAGUUUAUAAUAGAAAAAACUUUAGCCACUGGUGGGCGUUUGGGUAUUAUUUCUCAAGCUAACAGACAAGGGAAUGUAACUCUUGAAACUCCAAUGUGUACUCUGUUUACCAAGGGAGGAAGUGCUCCACAUUUAAGUAUAGACAUGCUUCGCAGAGUAGCCCAUGUGCCGGAAGUAGCUGUGAUGAGUCUUGGUGCUUUGGCUGAUCAUCAUGAAACUGUAGCAGAAUUUGGUAAAGGUCUUCGAGAAUUUACUGCUAUGUCUAAUCCAGUAAUAUUUACAACUCUUCAUGAUGCGAGUGCAGCUAUCUCCCCUGGCAAGAAUGAUAACUCUGGUGUUGCAGUGUGGGGCAAAGGUGGGAAAAUUAAACUUGACACAUCGUUGUUCAUGAAAAUACAAGAGUCAUUUUGCCCCGACUGGUUUCAAGCCAUGAGUGAUGGGGACACAGAUGUCAGCUGUGGAAACAAACGUCUGGUCAAGUCUGUGGACCGCACCUUAGACUUUCUGGAUGAAAUUGUGGAGGCUAAAAAUAAAAGUGAGGUUUUGAGUAAAUCAAGCCUGAUUGGUGUCAUAGAAGGAGGUUUUAGUGAAACUCAGAGGAAAAGAUCUGCUGCAGAGACUGUUGCAAGGCCAGUAGAUGGUUUUCUAAUCGAAGGAUUCGAAAAAGGUAAUCGAGAUGUUGACCUGUUUAGCUUGCCAGAUUUUACCAAAAUUUUAUCUUUCACACUGGAACACCUUCCAACAGAUAAGCCCCGUAUCAUGGAAACUGUUUGGUCACCACUUCAAGUGAUUAAGGCUUUCAAGCUGGGCGUGGAUGUUUUCUCCAGUGCUUACCCUCACAUAUUGACAGAGAAAGGUUUAGCUCUAGUGUCUGACUACAGUCUACCUCCACUGUCACAGCCAGCCAAGCUUGAGUUGCAGACUGCUAAUGCCAAGAAUGAGGAAACAAAUGGACUUUACAUUGAUCUACACAAUUCAAGAUACUCAGAAGAUUUUGGCAGCAUUUUACCAGGGUGUAGUUGCUAUGCAUGUACUAAUUUCACUAGAGCGUAUAUACACCACUUGUUAAAAACCAAAGAACUUUUGGCAUUUGUUUUGCUCACCAUACAUAAUUUUCACCAAUACUUUGAGUUUUUUCAACACCUGAGGCUGUCGUUGAAAUCUGACAGACUGAAUGAACUAGAAGACUAUUUAUCUCAACAAUUGAACAGUGGGCUAGAUAGAUGAUAGAUAAUAGGGAAUAUAGACACUGGCAAAUAUUAAUAAACUGCAACAUACUGCAA